ACUCCACCUCAGUCCCACGACUCCCGCCUUUGGAGGGGCAGACGCUUCACGCCCCGCCUUCCCGAAGCCGCAGAGCCCGAUGGCCCCACCCCUCGAACACGCCCCCUUCGGGACCUCCUCCUCCGACACGCCCCUUUCCCACGCAACCGCACUCCCCCACGCCCCACGCCCCGCACAGCCCAUGAAGCAGAAGGACGAGUUUUGUGUCUUCCGCUUCUGCCUUCGUGUACUUGGGUCCAACCGAAGGCCACUGAUGGCACUGUUCUUGCUGGGGUCGAGGGUUUGGUUUCCCCUUUACAGUCUUUCCUCCUCUCAGACAUACCCACGGUCCUCCUACUUGAGUGACCUACUUAACUCGCCUUCCUCCGGAAGCUUUGUGAGGUCGGAACCUUUGUGCAGCCGGAACUAAAGUGCCAUGCGGUGCUGGCAGCCGGAAGGCUACAUAAAUAGAGGAAUACCAGCUUUCUGGCGGUCGAUCGGUGGAGUUCCGGUGAGAGUGUCGGCGAGCGAGCUCUUCAGCUUCAUUUCCUGAUAUGCACCGACCGAAUUUUCGACCCCCGACUCCUCCGUACCCCAGCCCGGGGAUAGGAGGCUGGGGUGGAGGAAGCAGCUUCCGGGGUGCCCUGGGCGGGGGGCCGCGGCCGCCCUCCCCGCGGGACGGGUACGGGAGUCCGCACCACACUCCACCGUGCGGGCCCCGGGCUAGGCCGUACGGGAGCAGCCACUCUCCGCGGCACGGCGGCAGCUUCUCGGGGGCCCGUUUCGGGUCUCCGUCCCCGGGCGGCUACCCAGGCUCCUACUCCAGGUCCCCCGCGGGGUCCCAGCAUCAGUUCGGCUACUCCCCAGGGCAGCAGCAGACCUACCCCCAGGGUUCUCCAAGGACAUCUACACCAUUUGGAUCAGGGCGUGGUAGAGAAAAAAGAAUGUCUAAUGAGUUGGAAAGUUAUUUUAAGCCUUCAAUGCUUGAAGACCCUUGGGCUGGCCUAGAACCAGUAUCUGUAGUGGAUAUAAGCCAACAGUACAGCAAUACGCAAACAUUCACAGGCAAAAAAGGAAGAUACUUUUCUUAACUUUUCUGAAAUUCAACUGGAAGCUUCAUGUGUCAGGAACAUCUUGGACAGAACUUUACACAACUUGUACUUGUAUAAAUGAGUUGAACCCAAAGAUGAUGACUUUGGAUAAUGAAUGAUUAGCAGACCCUUGGGACAUCUCUAACUUUGUCAAGUAUUGUUGAUGUUAGAGAAGAUAAUAGGAUCAUUUGCAGUAUUUAGCUAUCUGGGAGUAUGUACCACAUUCAGAAGACCAAUUUCCAUAUUUCACGUUUCUAAUAUAACACAUUUGUUUUUUUCAGCGGUUUAAAAUAAAACAUUUUUGUCUUCCUAGUUAAAUUGUGAUUUUGUAGAACUGCUAAAAUAAUGCUUCAUAAUCACUUAGAAUUUGAGGGUAAAUGUUUUGUAAACUAUUUUUUUAGUGAAAUAGAUAAGCUACUCAAGAUAGUUCUCUAUAUAUUAAUAGAAAAUUAUUCUACAUUCAUAUUUUACUUAGUAUUUUUGUUAAAAUAUUGAAACUUAAAAUCACUGGAAAUCACUCAACAUAAUUUAUAUGCCUUUAACUAGAAAAGGCAAGGAUAAAUCAUAUAUAUAAUGUAGGUCAGUGUCCUACCCAAUUUUCUCUAUAUUUUGAGCAUUGUAGAUUUAUUUUCUCUUGAAGCCAAAUGGUGUGUUGAUUUGCUGUCAUAAAUACGAGAUAAAAUGCCAGACAAAAACAAGGGAGGAAUUUUGGUUCAUAGUUUCUAAGGUUUCAGUGAAGGUCAGCUAGAUCCAUUAAUUUGAUCUUGAGGUGAGCCACAAUAUGGCUGUGGACGUGGCAGACACUGCUCACCCUUGGCAGCCAAGCAGCAGAAGGAUAGGAAGGAGUUAGGGAGAAGAGAAGCCUUUCCAGGGCACCUUUGCCUUCUACUUCCCAAUAAUACCAUCAUGUAAACCAUUAAGGUAUUAAUCCCCUGAUACAUAAAUACCCUGAUGGAUUGGACAAGUGGGGAGACCCUUCAUAUCCAUAUAUAACAAAUAACUAACAAUAAUCUCAAAUCACUUCCACAGCAAAGACAAAUACAUAUAUUUGAUUCCAUCAAUCCCAAAGAAGACAUAUGAAGCCAGUUAACUAUGACCUAGACAGUAAGGCCUAAUUACUUUGACUCAUGGACACAUUUCUAAUCUGAGGGAGGGUUUUAUGAACUUUAGCUCAGUUUGCCUACCUGGAGUAGUAGGGAAGGGAUGCUGUGUAUAUGUACCUAUAAUAAUGGAGAUAAAAUGUGGAGGAAUAUCCCCAGUUAUUUAAAAUCAAGUCUUGAACUGUACAGUCUUUUGAAAAAUUGGUCAACAUUCUCCAAAAGAAAAAUGAAAUGGCUAUUCCACCUAGUUGAGCCAUACCUAUUUGUUGAUAAAGUCUUAAAAAGGCAAAAAAAAAAAAAAAUACAAAA
Messenger RNA from Peromyscus eremicus (cactus mouse), 2479 nucleotides. It is a transcript of the gene Mplkip, whose product is annotated as M-phase specific PLK1 interacting protein. NCBI's taxonomy places the organism in Eukaryota, Metazoa, Chordata, Mammalia, Rodentia, Cricetidae. Bases 534 to 1070 code for a protein of 178 amino acids. Gene Ontology annotation, cellular component: midbody; centrosome; nucleus. The transcript has 2 exons. The record is from RefSeq and is a predicted model, not a curated record.